Molecule: messenger RNA, 1284 nt
Organism: Zea mays
Lineage: Eukaryota; Viridiplantae; Streptophyta; Magnoliopsida; Poales; Poaceae
Exons: 3
Coding region: 1-999 (332 amino acids)
Biological process (GO): magnesium ion transport
Molecular function (GO): magnesium ion transmembrane transporter activity
Source: RefSeq, a predicted model, not a curated record
AUGCGCGCAGCCGCCCCCGCCUCCUUCUCCUCCUUCUCCGCCAUGCGCGCAGCCGCCCCCUUCCCCGCCACGUGGCUGCAGCGGGACGCGAUCGAGCGCGCCAUCAGGGCGCCGCUGGGCACCGUGCUCCGCGACCACGCGCUCGUGCACCUCCCGCCGGCCGCCGCCGCGCGCCUCCGCCUCGUGCACCCGUCGUGGGCGCGGGCGCUCGCGUCGCCGCUCUUCACUGUCGCGCACGCUGCCACCCCGUGUAGGGCCUCGGGCUUCUUCUCUGCGUCCGCGAGCUUCCUCCCGCUCGACGCCGCCGACAUCGUGUCGUCCCCGGCGCUGGCCUUCCUCCCAGCCUCGUCGCCGCCCGCCGUGCUGUCGUCCUCGCACGGCCUCGCAUGCUGCUUCUCCCCGGCCGACGACGCCUACUUCGUGUGCAACCCGGCGACGGGGGCCUGGCAUGGCGUCCCGUGCCCGCCGUGCCAGAUCACCUGGCCGCGCCCCGCGGUCGUCGUGCUCUUCGACGCCGGCGUCUACACCUUCCACGGCGACUACACGCUCGUCUGCGCCUUCGAGUCGGCGCCGGGGGAGGAAGAAGAUCAUGACGAUGAGACAGAGACCGUCCGAGAAAGUUCUACCAAUGUUAAGCCUGAUGUUGAAGAAUCGGAAAUGCUUCUUGAAGCCUACUUCGUGCAGAUUGACGGCACGCUGAACAAGCUCUUCAAUUUCCAAGAAUACGUGGACGACACCGAGGAUUAUAUCAACAUAAUGCUGGACGAGAAGCAGAAUCAGCUACUGCAAAUGGGGCGUCCUGCUAACGACGGCGACCGUGGUGGUCACUGCCGGCAUCGUUGUCGUGAGCUUGUUCGGCAUGAACAUCCGGAGACGGAUGAGGAGGCGAGGAUCAGGAAUUUAAACUUUUGGGAAACCACCUUCGGCACAGUGUUUGGGUGUCUUGCGAUGUAUCUCCUGGCAAUCUAUGCGGGGAAGAGAAGCCAAAUACUGCAUUGAUGUCACUGAUGUCUGACGGUCGCCCUUCUAAGUUCAGAGAACAUUGGAGAAAGAGGAAGUGUCACAAUGCGAACUCGGCAGCACGAGUCCUCUGUUUUGGACGGACCGGCAAGCCGUGUAUACGACGGAAUAAUUGAGAUGAUUAUGCCCUCGCUAUUCUUAGCAGUAGAUUUAGCACGUUUGAUUCUUUUUUUGCGUGUGUAUAAACUGCACCUUUUUUUGCAAAAUUACUUUGCAAUAAAAAUUUCUGUGUAAUUGUCAUGUAAAGAAAUUAUCAAAAGUCAC